AUAAAAGGCUUCCCCCACCUCCUAUAGAGGCCCCUGUACCAGAACUCUCUCUCUCUCUCUCUCUCCGCCCCCCUCUCUCUCCACAGGGUCACUGAGUGGAGCCUCGGACGCCCCCCAAACCGCCCCUCUCUCUCUGCCUACAGGAACACUGUGGCCGCAUCAACCUCCACAUCCCUCCAGUUGGGCUGACAUCACUUUCCCCAGGAGCAGGUAGGAGCCCCUCCUUCAGGGGCAAAGAGCAGCACCUCCUGGAACAUCACCUCCUUCUCUACAGUAGGGAGGAGCAACUACUUCCAGACAUCAAGUUAACCUCCUCCAGAGCACCUCCUCCAAGGAGCAGGCAGCAGCCCCACCUCCUCCUCCUUCAGGGGCACGGAGCAGCCACUCCUUCUCUACCAAGGAGGGGGGAGCUCCAUCACUUUCACCUCCUCCAGAGCCCCUCCUCCAAGGAGCAGGUAGGAGCACCUCCUACCGGAGGACGUCUUGAAGGAGCACCUCGGAGUAGGAGCAGGUCCUGAAGGAGCGGGCGGGAUCAGCGCCUCCUGGGGCUCCUGGAUGUCAGGAUGGUGCAGCUCCGGCGCGUGGCGGAGGGGAACGGAGGAGGUGGAGGAGGAGGGGGAGGAGGUGGAGGAGGAGGGGGAGGAGGAGGAGGAGGAGGAGGAGUCGUGGUGGAGGAGGAGGAGCUGGAGUGUAAGAUCUGCUACUGCCCCUACAGCCUCUCGCGGCGCCGGCCCAAGCUGCUGCACUGCUGCCACCGCCUCUGCUGCCGCUGCCUGGCCCAGCUCCUCGCGCUGGGGGAGAGCCCCGCCACCACGGUGGUCUGCCCCUUCUGCCGCUACGUUACCUCCCUGCCGCCCUCCUCCGCCCACCCCCUGACCCCGCCCGCCUCCCUCCCCGACGACCACGGCCUGCUGGCCCUGCUCGGCAGGAACCUCCGCAUCCAGACCCUCCAGGGCGGCUCCACGGAGCUGCUGCUCACCCCCAGAACCCUGAGCUCCCUGCUGGGCGCCGGCAACCCCUCCUUCUCCUCCUUCUUGCCCCCGGCCCCCGGCUCCUACGCCUCCAUCCGGGGGUCCCCCAACUUCGUGGUCAUCACUAUCAUGGAGCCCCCCCCGCCUCCACCAGCUCUUACUCCGCAGCCGCCGUCCGCGCUGUCGCCGCCGUCCGCGCUGUCGCCGCUGCCUCUGGGCCGCUCGCCGUACAACCUCCGUCAGCACCGCCCGCCCCCCGGCCCCCCACUGCAGGCGGCCCUGAUGUACCGCUCGGCGUCCAGCCUGGACUCGGUGGCGUCGGGGGCCCGGCGGCGUGGCGGCGGCGGCGGCGGCGGCGGCGUGCGGGGCUGCGCGGCCCUGCUGUGGCGGGGCUCGGCCCGGGCGCUGGUCUGGCUGCUGGGGCUGCUGUACUUCUGCUCGCUGCCCCUGGGGGUCUACCUGCUCAUCAUGCAGAAGACCACGUUGGGCGUGCUUCUGGUCAGCCUGGUGCCCACCAGCAUCAUGGUGGUCAUCAUCUACGGCUUCUGCCAGUGCCUGUGCCAGGAGCUGUGGGACUGCAUACCGCCUUAAGGGGGCCCCCGGGGGGUCUGAGGACGGAGGACCUCCAGCUCCUGCUCCUCCAUCACCUCCACAACAACCACCAGCCUCCCCACCAUCACCUUCAUCACCACCUCCAUCACCGCCUCCAUCACCACCUCCACCACCCUUAUAACCAACUCCACCACCAUCUCCAUCAUUACCAUAGGCACCUCCUAUUACUCGUCGAACUUCAGACCACCAUCAUUACUACAACCACCACCAUAAUGACCAUCAACUCUUCCAGCACCUCCACCAUGACCACAACCCCUAGCAUCUCCUCCCCCACCAUAUAAUCAGGGCAGAGACAGGAAGUGGUUUGUGUUUCCUUGGUGCUAAUCGGCUCCUGAUCCUGAGAAGGAGACGUCUGACAUCCAAACGCUGAAAUAAGAAGUAGAUGCUGCUAUUGUUCUAACCAUAGGAAUACUAACCCUAGGUCACUUAUCGUUUUCUAUUCUUAAUUACAUGAGUAUAUGGAAUAUACAUGAUUUUAUUUAAAUAGUAAUUUCCUAUCCUGGUUCACAACUUCGGAAAAUGACUUCUGCUUAACAAUGUUUAUAACAAGGAGAAUUAGCGGUGGAAAAUAUCUGAUAAUUGCUUAUUUAUUUUUCCCGUUACAUAGUGAGCAAAUCUGUGCACAUGUGAAAUGAUAAAACAAACUUUUAUUUUGAUUUGCUUUUCUCAAACUUUUUCUCGGAUAUUUCUAGAUUGGUCUAGAUCGACUUUUAACUUAUUUUUAAGGUAUAAAUCGGUGUGCAAUAUAUUGUAUUAGAGUGAUGAAAUUUGCAUUUGUCAGGCGCAAUAUAAAGUACUUAGAAAUUUUCCAGCUGAUGUUUUCUCAACUUUUACUCGGCCACCAGGGGGCGACAGAAGACUUAGCUCAACGGUGUUCAUUCAUCGUCCAUAUAAUUUGUACACUAUUAUACAAUUCUUCUACGGUUUCUGCAGUUGAACAAUUGAACAGCUUGAAUGCAUACAGGCCUGCAGAAAUCAAAAAUGUUUUUAUUGUGUAAUGCAAAUUCCACAGGCUCCAUUGUAGUACGCAUCAUUACAAUCAGAAGACAGGAAGUACAAUUAUAUAAAUACAACAAUCUUGCGUGUUAAAUCACUGCCGGUCUCUGUAGUUGUGUGUGACUGUUCUGUCCUGCUCCAUUCAGAGAGCUCUAUGCAGAUGCUGCAAGCUGUGCUUAUCUGGUGAUUAAACAAAAUGCUCAUGUGCAGAACGCACUUUGA
Gadus morhua (Atlantic cod) is the source of this 2801-nucleotide messenger RNA. It is a transcript of the gene rnf182, whose product is annotated as ring finger protein 182. Gene Ontology annotation, molecular function: ubiquitin-protein transferase activity. The record is from RefSeq and is a predicted model, not a curated record. Gene Ontology annotation, biological process: protein ubiquitination. Gene Ontology annotation, cellular component: cytoplasm. The coding region runs from base 564 to 1562 and encodes 332 amino acids. NCBI's taxonomy places the organism in Eukaryota, Metazoa, Chordata, Actinopteri, Gadiformes, Gadidae. The transcript has a single exon.